Messenger RNA from Mixia osmundae IAM 14324, 1988 nucleotides. RefSeq lists its product as uncharacterized. Bases 1 to 1908 code for a protein of 635 amino acids. Gene Ontology annotation, biological process: regulation of DNA-templated transcription. Lineage: Eukaryota; Fungi; Basidiomycota; Mixiomycetes; Mixiales; Mixiaceae. Gene Ontology annotation, cellular component: nucleus. The record is from RefSeq and is a predicted model, not a curated record. Gene Ontology annotation, molecular function: transcription cis-regulatory region binding; DNA-binding transcription factor activity. The transcript has 5 exons.
AUGUCAAGCGAGAAGCCCCGGAAGGAGAAGCGAAGACGCAGGGAUGACAAUGGAUCGCCUGGCCCGACAGACUCUGCCGGUCAGGAGACACAGCACAAGAAGACCAAGAAGCACAAGAAGAAGCGCGACGCGGUAGCGACGACGACUUCGAUGCCCGAAUUGAUGACCCACCAGCCCUUCGUCGACUCGUCUGAGCGUCCGACAGCGAGCUCGAGCAAGAUCACUCAUGAGCCUACGAUGACGAUGACGGGUGAGCCGACAUUGGGGCUCGACGAGCCGCGCAAGAAGAAGAAGCGCAAGUCGAACAAGCACGCUUACGCCCCUGUCGCUGAAGCCUCCUCUGGCUCUCACGAUGACCAUCAUCAUCACGGCCUGUCAGGUGCAAUGGGUGAUAUCAACAGUGCCACCCUCCAUCCAGCCGCUACGACUUCUACAUCCGACGGUUCCGAACAAGGACCAAUGCUGGCCAAUCCAGAGGACUUUGCUACGCUCUUUGCGACCUUCACACAAGGCGUACCCCAUCCUCCUUCACCGACGACUGCCGCCGCAUCGCACCUCGGCCACGACCGAAUGGAUCCCAGCAUGCUCGACCCUUCGCUGAGCGACAUGCGUCAGGACCGAAUCAACCAGAUCUACCAGCACUAUGACAACGGCGACGAAGAGAUUCUCAGAGGCGCCUUGCAAGCGAUCGGCGCAGAAUUCGGAUCUUCGGCUACCCAAGAUCAGCAAGAUCACACUCGUCUCGGUCUGACUUAUACCGACGCUCAUGUCGGAGACGCCUUGCCUGCUGGUGACCUCGGUCCACAGCUAAGCGAAGUAUCAACAAAGCCGAAGAAGACACGAAAGGCGGCUAACUCGCAGACCAAGGCUGCGAAGAAGGCGGCCAAGCCAAGUACGACAGAAAGCGUAGCGGAUUUGACUAAUCAAGAGAUACUCACCAAACGCUGGUUCUCGUCUGCCCGGCUCAAGGAACUCUCCGAAACUCGCGGGUUGACCUACAAAAAGGGAAAAUUCAACUCAGACGAGGAAGCAGCCAUUGAAGCCUUCCUUGAAGACUACAAAAAGCGCAACGAUCUGGACGAGGACGGCAUGCUCAGGGUGAUCUAUGCCAAAGGCAAGAAAGCCAGAGCGGAGCAUCAGGACUUCUGGCCCAAUCUGACUGCCACUCUGAAGGAACGACCUGUCAUCGCGGUCUAUCACUACCUACAGCGACUGAAACACCCUCAGGGCAGACAAGGCGCAUGGACGCCAUCGCAGGACAAGGCCUUGAAGGAUGCCCACUUGAUGUUCGGCGGAGAGUGGAACAAAGUAUCUGCCAAUGUGGGAAGAAUGCCGGCCGACUGCAGAGACAGAUGGAGGAACCAUCUCAUGAACUCGGAAAUCAGAAAAGUCGGAGUAUGGACAGACGAAGAAGUCGACAAGCUUCGUUCGGCAGUCGCUUCUGCCGAUUCAGCUCUCAAUGGCAAUCGAGAGAAUGACGCCUACUGGAACCUCGUCGCCAAGCAGAUGGCUGAUACUCGCACUCGUGCACAAUGCCGUAUCAAAUGGGCUGAUGUCUCUUUCGCCGACAAGAAGCCGAAAGAACAGGUCAAGAAGAGACUGAGAUGGACUGCAAGAGACGACUAUAUCCUGAUUCACAAGAUUGCAGCCCUCGAACCUACGGAUCAGGCAGAGAUCAACUACAGCCUUCUUCUCGAUCCUGGCUGGCAUCAGUGGUCAGCCGCGCAGGUCGCUCGUCGAUUCGGCAGGAUCAAGAAGAAGGUCAAGGCAGAGAUGGUCACGAGGCCUAAAUAUUUCGGCCAAGACCCGGAAUCAUUGACGUUCAGGUCGAUCUUAGACUAUCUCAAAUCAGUCAGGUACGCGGCUGCACCCGCCCGAGAUGUUGUGGAUACGGAGGACGAAGAGUAGUGCUCUAGAAGCUUGCCGAGGAUGUCAUGCGGAAAUGCAAGGCCCCCGUUUCUGCGCAAUACAUUGCAUCGAGAUACAAC